Messenger RNA from Rhineura floridana, 3832 nucleotides. Its product is annotated as zinc finger protein 845-like. The record is from RefSeq and is a predicted model, not a curated record. Gene Ontology annotation, molecular function: DNA-binding transcription repressor activity, RNA polymerase II-specific; zinc ion binding; nucleic acid binding. NCBI's taxonomy places the organism in Eukaryota, Metazoa, Chordata, Lepidosauria, Squamata, Rhineuridae. Gene Ontology annotation, biological process: negative regulation of transcription by RNA polymerase II. The coding region runs from base 2090 to 3682 and encodes 530 amino acids. The transcript has 4 exons.
UUCAAAGUGGGACCUUCUGUGUACAAAGCAGCUGCUCUAUCAUUUGAGCUACAGCCCUUCCCCUGAAAGGUUCUCUCUUUCAGCUUCUUUGUAAAUAAGAAUAGGGGGGAAAUGGGGAUGAUGGGGGUCUCUGAGCGCCGUUGGAGCUGCUGUCAGAGAUGUGCCAACCAUCCAGACACCCAUCUUCAAAGGAAGACGUAGGCCCCAUCAUUGGGUUUUUAUCAAAGGUUAUAUGGUAGAAACAAUAAUCCUCACGUUUGACUAUUCUUACCCAGCACCUUUCCUGCUCUGCAACCCUUUGGCCUGGGCAUAGUGAUCCCUGUUUGGCUUCGCUCAUAGAAUAAGUGGACCUGCUCCUUCUGAACGUGGCCUCAGAAGGCAGAAAACUAUUCCCAGAAGCAGAGAAGGGAUGAGGACCCCGUGAAAGGCCAAGAGAUCAAAUAUGGAACAGCAAGACCCAUCUACCCCUGAAGCAGGACUUGGCCCUGAUGCCAUCAAGACUGAGACCCAUGCGGAGGAAUUCCUGGGGGAAAAUGUGCAGAAGAUCUUGGGGAAGAAUCCCCUCACCUCAGAUGUGCAGCGCCAGCAGUUCCGGUGUUUCCGCUACCAGGCAGCUGAGGGCCCCUGAGAGACUUGCAGCCGACUCCACCUUCUUUGCCGUGAGUGGUUGAAGCCAGAGCGACACUCAAAGAACCAGAUCAUGGACAAGGUGAUCCUGGAGCAGUUCCUGGCUGUCCUGCCCCCAGAGAUGGAGAGCUGGGUGAGGGAAUGUGGGGCCGAGACCAGUUCCCAGGCGGUGGCCCUGGCAGAAGGUCUCCUGCUGAACGUGGCAGAGGACGAGAAGCAGGCAGAGCAGCAGGAAAAGGGUCUCUGUGCAGAAACAGGAAUGGAUUUCCCUGAGGCAGAGAGGACUCCAUUGGACCCCAGGCAGAGGCCGCUGGGUAAAGAUGAAUGGGGCGUGUUUCCGUUUGGUCUGUCUCUGUUGAUUUUGCCUGCGAGAACCAGUGUGAUGUAGUGGUUAAGGUUUUGGACUACGACCUGGGAGACCAGGGUUCAAAUCCCCACACAGCCAUGAAGCUCACUGGGUGACCUUGGACCAGUCGCUGCCUCUCAGCCCCAGAGGAAGGCAAUCGUAACCCCCGUCUGAAUACAGCUUACCAUAAAAACCCUACUCAUAGGGUCACCAUAAGUCAGAAUCGACUUGAAGGCAGUACAGUGGUUAAGGUGUUGGACUACGACCUGGGAGAGCAGGGUUCAGUCACUGCCCCUAAGUCCCAGAGGAAGUCAAUGGUAAACCCUUCCUGAAUACCGCUUACUAUGAAAACCCUAAACACCAUAAGUCAGGAUCAACUUGAAUUUCCAUUUUCCACUCUUGUCUCCAGCCUUUUCCACAGCUCAAAAAUGCUCCUACUUACAUCAUAAUUUUUUACGUGGGAACCAUCACUUUGAUUUCUGGCUUAGAGCUCAAAUGAGGAGAGGUGUUUUAUCACACAACUGAAAGAUAAAUUGUGCAUAAAUACCUGAAACUCACUCAGCUGAGAAGAACCCUUGUGCAGUUAUACCUCUAUGGUUAAAUCUCUGACAAUAGCAUACGGUAUACUAAUGGCUUUUGGGCCCAUUUUCUUUCUCACAGGGGAUGGAAUCAUUGUUAGCUCAUUAUGCUUAGUAAUUCCCUGUGUUGGGAAUGGGUUAACCACAGCACAGUAAUUUUGUGAAGGUCACACAGCUGUACCAGAUCAAAGGGGCUGGCUAUAAAAUACAAGCCCAGGGACCCAGGCUGUGUGGGGGGAGAUAGGAGUAAAGCUUAUGUUGGUGAUUGUAUUCUGUCUGCACAUUGAUAAAGUUUGUUUCGCUUGCACUAAGCUUAACAGUGUCAGUGUGGUCUAUUUCUAAUUGCCGGUUCAGGAACGCUGUUACUCACUCACCUCUGUGUCCUGUGCAACAAGUUAAGUCUGCCUUGUUGGUUCGGGACACAAGAGAGCUCAACAAAGGGUUAUGGGCCCAGCCAUAACAGCGUUACUGUGAAACUGUGCUAAAGAAAAGGAGAUCCAGAAAGUGCAUUACAGCAGCCGAAAGGAGUAAGAAAAGAAUGGCAGCAUUUGGAGGCGCAUCUUUUCCCUUGGAGAGGCUGGGGAGCACCAACUACUCCUACUGGAAGGUAAAGACAGAAAUGCUACUGGUGAAGGAGGGCGUGUGGCACACAGUUGCGGAAGACCCCCCUGCAGCCCCACCGGCAGAGUGGAUAAGGGCGGCAGAGAAAGCUAAAGCUCUGAUUAUCCUAGCUCUGGAAAAUGAACAGUUAAUACAUGUAAGAGGCUUAAACACUGCGAAGGAAGUGUGGAAUGCAUUAAAAACUGUACAUGUGAGAAAAACUGCGGGCUCUAAGGUCCUACUUGCUAAAACACUUUACCAAACACGUUACAAAGAAGGCGAGUCCAUGCAGAGGCAUUUACAGAACUUACAACGUUUGUUUGCCGAACUGCAAGAAAUGAACAUGCAACAUACACAGGAACAGAUGGCAUACAUUACGCUGUCAACUUUAAAUGAUUCCUGGGAUGGAAUAAUAAGCGCGUUAGAAAGUUUGCCAGACGCGGAGCUCAGUGUUAAUUACAUCACAAACAAACUACUGCAAGAAGCAGAACGCCGACAAGAGAAAAGCAAACAGAGCAACAAAGAAAACCCGGAGCGGAAUGAGCAAGGAUCCAUGGCAUAUGGAGUGAGACGCUGCUACACUUGUGGUUCCACAAAUCAUCUAUGCAGACAUUGCCAGGCUGAGAAGCAAAGAAGAACACAACAAUGCGAGAAAGACCCAUUUAAAGUGCAUGUCGUAGGAACAAAAGACAAAGACAAUGAACUGAACAGAGCAUCCUGGACUAUUGACUCAGGAGCUAGUCAUUUUUUGGCAAAUAAUGAAAAACAGUUUAAAACCCUGACCCCAACAACGAACCAGAACGUUUACUUGGCGGAUGGAAGCUGUCGCGAAGUAAAAAGGGAUCCAGUGUCUUUGGAGGAUGUGGCUGUGCAGUUCACGGAAGAGGAGUGGGCUUUGCUGAAUCCUGACCAGAGAGCUCUGCAUAGCGAAGUCAUGGAGGGGAUUUGUGGGACUCUGUCCUGUCUUGAAGAUGAUGAAUGGAAAGCCAAGAGGAAGGAAGAACUAUGUGGAAAGGAGAUACAGGAAAGAGGCAGAUCUGAAAACAGGGAAGAGCAGAGGAGGAAACCUGAAGCAGAAGAGAAAAGGAGGAAUAAAUCUUGCGCUUCUCAGGGCAGUGGCUACCAUGAAACUGCCAUCCGAGAAAAAACAGAUCAAGGAAGAAAAAGAAAUAAAUAUUUUCAUUGUUCGAAAAGUCUGAAUUCUAAAAGAAAGUGUAAAAAAGCCCACUACAAAAACCAGAAAAGGGAGAAAGCAUAUCAAUGUUUGGAAUGUGAAAGGAGGUUUAGCUGCAAGGCAAGUCUCAUUUUGCAUCAAAGAAUGCACACCGGUGAGAAACCAUAUAAGUGCUUAGAAUGUGGAAACAGCUUUCGUCUGACUUGCCAUCAAAGAAUUCACACUGGGGAGAAACCAUAUAAGUGGUUGGAAUGUGGAAAGAGCUUCAGGUGGAAACAACAACUCGCUGCCCACCAAAGUAAUCACACUGGGGAGAAACCGUAUAAAUGUUUGGAAUAUGGGAAGAGCUUCUGCUAGAAACACUUACUCACUGCCAACCAAAAUGUUCACACCGGGCAGAAACCAUAUAAGUGCCUAGAAUGUGGAAAGAGCUUCUGUCAGAAAACAAGCACUCACUUUCCAUCAAAAAAUUAACACUGGGGAGAAACCAUAUAAGUGCUUAGAAUG